Molecule: messenger RNA, 429 nt
Organism: Coprinopsis cinerea okayama7#130
Lineage: Eukaryota; Fungi; Basidiomycota; Agaricomycetes; Agaricales; Psathyrellaceae
Exons: 2
Coding region: 1-429 (142 amino acids)
Source: RefSeq, a predicted model, not a curated record
AUGAUUGGUCUGUGUUUGCCUGCGAUAUGCCUCCGCGGAACCAUCGAGCGCAGAUCAGCCACUAAUUGUUAUCUUGAGGUCUUGGGCAAUUACGGAACUGAGCUUCAGGUCUUUGGAGCCGUUUUCCCACUGUGGGCACUCAGUGUCAUUUUUGGAGCGUCUGGAGCCACUUUCAAGGGUUCGACACUUUCAAGGGCUCGAGGGGAGGAAAUAGAUGGCUUGGCAAAUUUGUGGCGGGGAUCGGACUCGAAGCGCGAGAACGCGAGGUUGCCAGUUUGGAUCGAGGUGGUGACGGCAUUCCCUAAACGGCUUAUCGCUGGCCAACUUGGUGCAAUGCUCAGUCCAAGGGCAGGGUCAGGUAUUAUAAAGCCCUAUAACGUGGUAAGGGCUUCCAGCAAUGCCGACGCUGGGUACUGGCUGGCACCCUGA